Drosophila miranda is the source of this 585-nucleotide messenger RNA. Its product is annotated as protein Exd1 homolog. Gene Ontology annotation, molecular function: nucleic acid binding. NCBI's taxonomy places the organism in Eukaryota, Metazoa, Arthropoda, Insecta, Diptera, Drosophilidae. The transcript has 2 exons. The coding region runs from base 1 to 585 and encodes 194 amino acids. The record is from RefSeq and is a predicted model, not a curated record.
AUGGCGGAUAGCGAUGAUGAUAGUGUAGCGUCCUUUAAGACGGCUAAGGAGAUCAGCCCGUCGCGUGGGAAAACAAUUUUUCCUCUAAUGAGCCACGAGUUGAGCUCGCUGGAAAGGAAGCUUAAUCGAAUCGUUUACAUACAGCAGGCAGACGCGGCUUAUCACAAAGCACUUAACGAUAUGCGAGAUCAGUUGAGCAUAUCAGUGAUUGCGGAGCCUAGUUUAUAUGGACGCCACAGACCCGUAGCGGUGCUAGUGGUGGCCACGGCCAAUCAGACAUAUGUGUUCGAUAUCCAGGCACUGGGCGCCUUUUUUCCCGAGUUGAAAAAGCUGCUGGAGGCUAAAUAUCCGAGAAAAGUGGUGCACUAUAGUCAUCGUAUUACCGAUCAGCUGUUCUAUAAGUACCAAAUUAAACUGACUGGAUUGAGCGACACAUUUGUGGCUCUGUGCGUAGCCCGGCAAGAUAAAAGUGCCUGCUCAUUGCCAGAAGCGAUUUCGUCAGUGCUUAAUAUUCCUCUAAGGGAACUGCUCUGCGACGAGGUCACCGGGCUUAAAGCCUUUGAGUCUAUUCUAAUGAUCGCCUAA